AGACAGAGGAGCAGACAGAGUAGCGCGGUACUACCGUCGCGGACUGCCGUCGGUAAGCGACCGGAAGCCACCGGAAUCUUCGAUCCUCCGCCCGAAUACUGCGCAGGAGAAUGCAGUUCGCUCUGAUUUUCCUGGUGCUCGCCUUCUUGGCCGGGACGGGCACUCUCUGGGCCUGGCCGUCAGGGGCACCGCACAAAGCGUGCGACUCUCAGACCCCACAGCACGGAGAAAACCAGCCGCAAACCACCCAGUCCCCGUUCGUGGUCCACGCCACUCCAAAUGCCGUAGGCCAAGGACAGCACGUCACUGUGACCGUAUACGGCAGCAUACCUUUCAAGGGAAUCCUCCUGACGGCACGAGACGUAAACACCAGUCAAAUCUUGCACGGAACCUUCACCGCCGACGAGAACAGCAAGACCUUGGACUGUUCCGGAGGACAAGCGAACGCGAUCACUCACAGAUGCAGCACCGAGAAGAGUCAGGUGGCUGUGUACUGGACACCACCUAGUGGUUACACUGGACAAGUCUACUUCAGCGCAACCGUCGUGCAAGCCUUCAACACUUACUGGAAGGGAAUCACCUCCGACGGUGUCUUUGUGCAGUAAAGAAAUAAAGAAGGG
This is a messenger RNA of Ixodes scapularis (black-legged tick), 620 nucleotides long. Its product is annotated as defense protein l(2)34Fc. The coding region runs from base 111 to 605 and encodes 164 amino acids. The transcript is spliced from 5 exons. The record is from RefSeq and is a predicted model, not a curated record. Gene Ontology annotation, molecular function: oxidoreductase activity, acting on metal ions. Lineage: Eukaryota; Metazoa; Arthropoda; Arachnida; Ixodida; Ixodidae.